GUAACUGUAUCCCCUGAAACUCACCAACACAUGAUGCAAGAGUUUAUUUUCAUUGAAGCACUUCAUGCACCUCAUUGGUCAGUAAGGCAAGUGAAGUGCAGUCCAGAGGCUUGUGUUUGUCAUGGUGGUCACUUAUUUCUUGCAGCAGAAGAGUAAUGGACACAUGGAUGUACAGUUCAACCAAAUAGUAAAUAAUAAUUCUAAUCAUUUAACAUGAAAUGCUGUAGAGAGCAAAGAGAGCAAAAUGGCUGAAGAAAAGGGGAAGUGCAGAUUUGCAGCUACAGCAAACAGUCUGGAUAGAAAGACAAACGGACUGAGACAUGUCUGCUGCUGAGAGGCUGAAGGUGCUACUCUUCUUAGCUUUGUUUUUCGGAGCAACGGGGUUUCUGUUCACACUGCUCUCCUGUGGGACGGAGUACUGGCUGCUGGCUGCUGAGUCCUGCAGCCAGCCAGGGGACAGCUAUGGAGGAAGUAGCCUGAGCGAAAGGAAGGGCAGCACCAAGGCUAUACAUGGUGUGAGGAUCUUCCAUGAGGGUCUGUUUUGGCGGUGCUCUUUCCUGACUCUUUCAAAUGAAUACUCUAUAUGGGACCUGUGGAUCUCAAACCAGCCACCAUCAAAGGUCUGCCAGGCCGCUUUCCUCUUCCCGUUUCCUGUUAAUGAGCCAAUUGGAUCAUGGGUGGAGCCACACGGUUUACCCACAGAACCGUAUGAACACCACUCUGCCAUUGUUUUUAGAACCUUCUGGAGCAUCUUCCUCUUCUCAGGCUUGACGGGCGCCGUCAUUGGUGGAUUUGUUGUUAUCUGUGCCGGCCCGCUGGCCAAUCAAAAACUCUAUAAAGUGGGUGGGGCCCUUCAGCUUUGUGGAGGUCUGUGCCUGCUGGCAGUGGUGGUGAUGUAUCUGAUGUGGGUCGAGGUCCUGGACACUUUGGAGCAGUUUGCCCGGCAUCAGAGAAUCUCCAGUUGCCCCUCUUUCCACCUCAGCAUCCAGCACGGUCCUUCGUUCCUCCUGGCUCCCGUCGCUGUCUUCUUCUGCUUGCUGGCUGGCCUCCUCUUCAUCCUGGUUGGUCGGAGUAUUCAGGGGAUACGGCUGCAUAAAAGAAACAAGAUUCCUGAUUCUUCCAGAAUCUGAUGUUUAGAUGUCAUUCCCUCUUACAUAUAGUUUAUUGAAAUGUACCGCUUCACCAAGGAUGAGCAUCUUGUAUUGAAAAUUGCAAUGAAGUCAUACUCCAGCAGCUCAGGAGCUGAUUAUUUCCGACAAAGAAAUAUUCAGCUGAAGAAUUUCUUGUGUGCACGUGCAGGUGGGGGUGGAAAGUAAAUAACUUUUUUUGUACAUAUACUCAAAUACCUAAAGGCCCUGCACUUCCACACAGGUGAUUUCAAUUAUUCUGCCUAAUUACAGAACUCUAGUUGAGUUGUGACUGGGGAGUGCCGUGAUGGGAAUUACAUCAAACUAAAUGUACCAAUAAACAGUCUAAAAGGUGCACGUUGUCCUAACCCGAGGUUUAAGCAGGCAACAUAGGUGAAAACACCUGUGUGGGUAUACCUUGUUUGUGGGGAGGUACUUUUUAUGCAACUUUAUAAUCAUCUAAAUCACUACAUUUCAGUGGGAAACACUGUACUUUUUACUUCAUCACAUUUAACAGUUUAAAUGAUACAUUGUUAUAAUCAAUCAAUCAAAAGUUGGUAAGACAGGAGCCUACCUCAACCUUUAAAUUUGGCUUUAACAGUAAUGCAUUAGUAAAAAUUAUCCAAUAAAAUAAUAAACACUC
Molecule: messenger RNA, 1770 nt
Organism: Micropterus dolomieu (smallmouth bass)
Lineage: Eukaryota; Metazoa; Chordata; Actinopteri; Centrarchiformes; Centrarchidae
Product: transmembrane protein 182-like
Exons: 5
Coding region: 321-1130 (269 amino acids)
Cellular component (GO): membrane
Source: RefSeq, a predicted model, not a curated record